Balaenoptera ricei (Rice's whale) is the source of this 846-nucleotide messenger RNA. Its product is annotated as acireductone dioxygenase-like. Bases 1 to 846 code for a protein of 281 amino acids. Lineage: Eukaryota; Metazoa; Chordata; Mammalia; Artiodactyla; Balaenopteridae. The record is from RefSeq and is a predicted model, not a curated record. The transcript is spliced from 3 exons. Gene Ontology annotation, molecular function: acireductone dioxygenase [iron(II)-requiring] activity.
AUGAAGGUUUGCUCCAGCCUGACGGCCCAGCCUCCUCUGGCCACACACCCUCACCGCCCCACGCCGCCCAUAUUCCACACCCUGCCGCACUUUCCAGAGCUUGCCACGCCAUCCAGCCACCAGGCCUUUGGGCCUGCAGGUCUGGGGCCAGGCGGCAGUGCCCCUGGCCCGGCCACGGUGCAGGCCUGGUACACGGACAACUCGGCUGACAACCCGUCGUGGCUCCACCACGCGGAGCCCGUGCGCCCGGUCGGCCUGGAGCAGCUGCGCGGGCUCGGGGUCCUUUACUGGAAAUUGGAUGCUAACGAAUAUGAGAAUGAUCCAGAAUUAGAAAAGAUCCGAAAAGAGAGAAACUACUCCUGGAUGGACAUAACAACCAUAGGCAGAGACAAACUACCAAAUUACGAAGAAAAGAUUAAGAUGAUUUACAAGGAGCAUUUACACCUGGAUGACAAGAUUCGCUUCAUCUUGGACGGCAGUGGGUACUCUGACGUGAGAGAUAAAGAGGACAGGUGCAGCCGGAUCUUCAUGGAAAAAGGAGACGUGAUCAUUCUCCCUGCCGGGAUUUACCACCGUUUCACACUGGACGAGAAGAAAUACGAGAAAGCCAUGCGGCUGUUUGUGGGAGACCCAGUGUGGACGGCAUACAACCAGCCGGCUGACAACUUCGAGGCCCGGAGGCAGAACCUGGAAUUUCUGGCGCAGACAGCCCAGCGGAGCCCGGGGGCCUCAUGCACCCCGGCCCCCCUUGUGAAGGUUCCAGGAUCAGUGGUCAGUGGCCCUGUGUCAGCUGGUGCCUCCAGCUCUGACCGAGUGAAUUUCAUCUCCCCAAAUGCAGCCAUUUAG